GGCCAAAGUCAGUCCGCCGGGAAGAGUCGUGUAGUGACUCGGGAACCAAGUGCUCUUCAACGCCUGACAACCUGAGCCAGACUCAUUCUGGGUCCAGCCUGUCCUUGGCCUCCGCGGCGACGACGGAACCAGAGAGCGUUCACUCGGGGGGCACACCUUCCCAGCGAGUUGAGUCGAUGGAGGCCUUGCCCAUACUAAGCCGCAAUCCCAGCAGGAGCACGGACCGAGACUGGGAGACCGCCUCUGCAGCCUCCUCCCUGGCCUCCGUGGCAGAGUACACAGGUCCCAAGCUCUUUAAGGAACCCAGUAGCAAAUCAAACAAGCCUAUCAUUCACAAUGCGAUAUCCCAUUGCUGUCUGGCUGGAAAAGUGAAUGAACCGCACAAGAAUUCAAUAUUGGAGGAGCUGGAGAAGUGUGACGCCAACCACUACAUCAUCAUACUGUUCCGCGACGCUGGCUGCCAGUUCAGGGCGCUUUACUGCUACUACCCCGACACUGAAGAAAUCUACAAACUUACUGGCACGGGGCCAAAGAACAUCACCAAGAAGAUGAUUGACAAGCUGUAUAAAUACAGCUCAGACCGAAAACAGUUUAACUUGAUCCCUGCCAAAACCAUGUCCGUCAGCGUGGAUGCGCUCACGAUCCACAACCACUUGUGGCAGCCCAAGUGGCCCGCGGUGCCAAAGAAGACCCAGACUCGUAAAUGACACAGACACGGCCAAGUGUCUGAAGGGCCUGCCCGCGGGAUUCUUAUUUAUUAUUUUCAUCCAUUUGGGUACGAAGUGUGCAAAGUCACAACAGACCUUUUGCAAAGAGGCUUCUAGACAAUAAGGAAAACCCCUCUCUUAGCUCCCAGCUCACGCAGGGCUGCCAGGCGGCGUGAGGAUGGAGGAACAAACGCCGUGUUCCCAGUGGUUUCUGCUGCUGCGGUCGCCGCUCACCACUGAGGCCCCCGAGGAGAGGCUCCCAUGGGCGAGACCCCUGGGCCGCCAGCCUCCCUUACUUGAAGUUCUCUGUCAGUACGAGUUGAAUGCAAUCCACUCUGCUUUCCUGCCUCUCACCUUGCCCCUUUGCACAUCACCCAGCACCCUCGUGCCGGCCGGCUGUAGCCCCUGCGAGUGUAGGACAGACUCACGCUGGGUCGGGUGUUUGAAUGUGUUUAGCGAAGGAAUUUAUAGUGGGAAAUCUUUUUCAUUUGAGAAGUUGUAUGAUAUUUAUUGAUUGUGUCUACUGCCAACAUUUAUAUCCAAGUCUAAGAUUUCUGAAAAAAUUCUUGUUCCCUGCUGCUCAGAAAAAGUUUACUGAAAAUACCAGUUCACUG
Lemur catta (Ring-tailed lemur) is the source of this 1321-nucleotide messenger RNA. Its product is annotated as calmodulin-regulated spectrin-associated protein 1-like. Bases 177 to 707 code for a protein of 176 amino acids. Gene Ontology annotation, molecular function: microtubule minus-end binding; calmodulin binding. The record is from RefSeq and is a predicted model, not a curated record. Gene Ontology annotation, biological process: cytoplasmic microtubule organization; negative regulation of microtubule depolymerization. Gene Ontology annotation, cellular component: microtubule minus-end. NCBI's taxonomy places the organism in Eukaryota, Metazoa, Chordata, Mammalia, Primates, Lemuridae. The transcript has a single exon.